Messenger RNA from Aureobasidium subglaciale EXF-2481, 561 nucleotides. RefSeq lists its product as uncharacterized. Gene Ontology annotation, biological process: maturation of SSU-rRNA from tricistronic rRNA transcript (SSU-rRNA, 5.8S rRNA, LSU-rRNA). NCBI's taxonomy places the organism in Eukaryota, Fungi, Ascomycota, Dothideomycetes, Dothideales, Saccotheciaceae. The record is from RefSeq and is a predicted model, not a curated record. Gene Ontology annotation, cellular component: nucleus. The coding region runs from base 1 to 561 and encodes 186 amino acids. The transcript has 2 exons.
AUGGCGGAUCAAGACGCAGAAACAAUUCAGACCAACUUCGAUCUCGGCAUCUGGUACGCCUUGGGCCUCUGGCCUGCCCUCACAAUCGCCGUCACCAGCAACUGGGGUGGCCCAGAAAGCUCAGACAAGCGCGACUGGUUCGCUGGCGCCUUGAGCGACCUCUUCACAGACCGUGCCGAUACCGAUCAGUUCGACGUCGAAGCCGUUCUGCUGCAGGUCAUGCAAGACGAGUUCGACCUGAACGUCGAGGACGAGAGCGAGAUCCCUGUUGCAGAAGAGAUCAUGAAGCUUAGGAAAGAGACCUUGGACGGCAACUUCGCUGGUAUCGAGGCUAUCAAGAGGAGGUUCGAAGAGCGCGGCGGAAGAGUCCCUCAGAACCUCCAGGUCGUUGAGCACAAGCAAGACGACGAUGAGAGCAGCGACGAAGAGAGCGACGACGACGAUAACGAUGUUGAGAUGGGUGAUGCUGCUCCCGCUCUCGUUUCUGCACCACGCGAAAGACAAGAGCCCGAGGUGGACGACGAUGGCUUCACCAAGGUUGUCAGCAAGAAGAAGAGAUGA